AUGAAAGCCUCUGUCAUCUAUAGCCUGGUCGCACUUCUUGGUGCUUCUCAUGUCAUCGCUGACUGCGUCGAAGGCCACCGCGAGACAAUCACCCCAGACUACAUUGUAGAGCACAAGUGCAACAAGUAUCGCACGGGCACCACUCGCGAGGGGAUCGCCUCCGCCAAAGCCUGCGCUACCCUCUGUCAGGCUGCUGGCGUCGAGGUCUGCUCAUACCACCCUCCCUCCAAGAGAUGCAUCGUCUCCAAGCCCGAUGGAGAAGAUCGCACCAGAUCAGACGUCAUCUACAUGGCCAAGGUUGAGAUCGAUGACCCCUUCGUUGAGCCUGAUCCUUUUGCCGAGACCGAUGCAGAGGCCAAGGAAGCUUGCCUUGCGCGAGAGGCGGCGCUCAAGUCUGAGCUGGCCGAGUGCAAAGCUACCGCCGCUGCAGCAGGCUCGGGAUCUUCACACCCUAGCUGUGCUCAGUGUGGCAUCUUGGGAAAGAAUGAUCCCGGUCAUUUUUCUCGGCGCCUGAAGACCGAUUUGGCCGCUUGCAAGGCCGGAUGCGCUGCCGUUGGAGACGGGACGACAUGCCGUUCUUACGCCCAUGAUGGCGGAAGCCCUGGUACUUGUCUUCUCUACUACAAGCACAUUAGGGAGUUGGAACCCGCUGGUAACUUUAAGGUUGAAGGCGCAUGGCGCUCAUGGGAUAAGGAGUGUUAA
Molecule: messenger RNA, 702 nt
Organism: Fusarium tjaetaba
Lineage: Eukaryota; Fungi; Ascomycota; Sordariomycetes; Hypocreales; Nectriaceae
Exons: 1
Coding region: 1-702 (233 amino acids)
Source: RefSeq, a predicted model, not a curated record